This is a messenger RNA of Nicotiana attenuata, 1041 nucleotides long. RefSeq lists its product as uncharacterized. The transcript has a single exon. Lineage: Eukaryota; Viridiplantae; Streptophyta; Magnoliopsida; Solanales; Solanaceae. The record is from RefSeq and is a predicted model, not a curated record. Gene Ontology annotation, molecular function: catalytic activity. The coding region runs from base 1 to 1041 and encodes 346 amino acids.
AUGAUCAUUAGCACCUGGAACAUAAGAGGGCUUAAUAAGCCCUAUAAGCAGAAGGAGUUAAGAAACUUUCUGCAAAAGAAUAAAGUAGACAUCCUUGGAUGUUUAGAGACUAGAGUUAAAGAAAAGAAGGCAAAAAAUAUACUGCAAAAGGUAGCAAAGGAUUGGAGAUAUUGCUGUAAUUAUUCUAAGGGUGAAAAUGGAAGAAUAUGCAUACUAUGGAGAACAUCUUUGGCUGUAAAGAUAGUUCACAUUCAUGAGCAAUUUAUCGAAUGCUUAGUAGAUGAUCCAAUGACUAGUAUUCAGAUAAUGGUGACAGUGGUCUAUGCUAGAAAUAAGCUACAGGAAAGGGCAAUACUUUGGCAUGAUUUGCAGCAGAUAGGGGGGCAGACUCAGAUCCCCUGGCUCAUAAGUGGAGACUUUAAUAAUCUUCUAACCACAGAUGACAGGCAAGGACAACUAGUGACUGCUAGUGAGGUUCAGGAGUUUAAACAAUGCAUUAGUAACAUGCAGCUGACCCCAUUGAGAACAAAGGGAUGCUUUUUUACAUGGUGCAACAAACAGGAUGCACAUGCUAGAGUGUAUAGUAAGAUUGACUGGGCUUUUGGAAAUUUCAAAUGGACUAAGGAUUAUGGGCAUGUGGAAGCAGAUUGCCUAGAGCCAGGUGUGUCAGAUCAUUCUCCUAUCUUAGUCCAAGUCUGGAAAAGAAGAACUAUUCACCCCAAGCCAUUCAAACUUUACAUGGUAACAAUGGAGCACAAGGACUUUAGGCCUAUGGUGGACAGAAUAUGGCAACAGCAAAAUGAAAUGGAUCCUAUGACUAGUAUUUGGCAAAAGUUACAUAAGUUGAAGAAUGAGUCUAAAGGUCUGAACAAGGAAAUGGCAAAUUAUGAGCAAAGGUUGACAACAAUAAGGCAGAGACUAGAAUGCAUUCAAGCAAACAUGGUGCAUGAUCCUUUCAAUCAAAUGUUGAUAGAACAAGAGAAGCAGACCAUGCAUGAAUUGGAGAAAUGGAGUAUAAUAGAGGAGAGGAUAUUGAGGUAG